CAGAGGGCUCUGCGGGCAGCGGGGCGGGCGGAUCGCAGGCAGCAGCGGCUCCAUCACCAGCGCAGCAGCGGAGAAAAAGGGGAAGAGGAGGAGAAGGGAGGAAGGAAGGAGGGCCGGGGCGGAGGGGGGGGGGCGCGCUGGGCCCCCCCAGGCUGGCGAUGGCCUGACCGGGUCCCCGGUGGCCCCCCGGCAGCGGCCCCCUCCCCGCGCCCCAGCAGCCGGCGGGCGAUGCGGCGCGGCGGUGGUGGCGGCGGCGACGACGGGGCAGGAUGCUGAGGACGGAGGCAGCGAGCGGGGCGGCAGCCCCGGGCAGCAGCGGGGGGGCCCCAGGCGGCGGAGCGGGCAGCGGGGGGCUGAGGAGCGCGUCCCCCCACCGCAACGCCUACGAGGCCACCAUCCAGGCCCUGAAACCCACAAAGGAUGCCGAGGGCGAGGACGGCAAGAAAGCCCGUGGCAAGAAGUAUGGCUCCAACGUCCACCGCAUCAAGAACAUGUUCCUGCAGAUGGGGACGGCGCCGGGCCCUGAGGGCGCCUGCGACUUGGCCAAGGGCAAGGAGAAGCCCGUCCGCCUUUCCUUGCCCCGGGCCAGCAGCCUGAAUGAGAGCAUGGAGCAGGGCAACCUCCUCAAGCUGGGCACCAGCGUUUCAGAGCGGGUGAGCCGCUUUGACUCCAAGCCCGACAAGCCCUUCUCCAAGCUGCAGGAGACCCGCAAGAUCUUUGAGCGGAGCCCGCAGGAGAAGGAGGCCACCACCAAGCUCCUGCUGCGCAAGGAGCGGGCCGGCUUCCAGGACCGCAAGCUGGACGUGGUAGUGAAGUUCAACGGCAGCACUGAGUCCUUGGACAAGCUCGACACCGAGGCCGUGUCACCCACCGUCAGCCAGCUCAGCGCCGUCUUCGAGAAGGCCGACCUCCGCAACAACCUCCACAAGACGCCGGGGCGUGCAGGGCCGCUCAACUCCAAGCUGGUGAGCAAACGGUCCCGCGUCUUCCUGCAGGGAACAGAGGCUGGCAAGGCUGAGAGCCGGACGGGAGAUGGCCCCGCUGCCCCAGCACGGCCACGGCCGGCCGAGGAGGAGAAGGCAGCGGGCAAGGCUGGGAGGCCGGCGGAGAAGGAUGGGAGCAUCCCACGGGUGCAGGAGGUCUGCAAGAUCAAGCCGGUGGAGGUGGAGGAGAGCGGUGAGUCGGAGGCCGAGGUGGAAGCCAGCGAGCCAGUGCCAGUGCCUGAACCGGCCAAGGGGGCCGAAGGGCCGGCGCCCCCCGAGCCACGCCUGGAAGGGGGCGAGGAGCCUCCCUACGCCGAGGAGGGCAUCAAGGGUGAGCGGGCGGACGAGGGCGACCUGUAUGACGAGUCCAAGAAGGAGGACUUCUCCGAGGCGGACCUGGUGGACAUAAGUGCCUACAGCGGGCUCGGGGAGGACUCGGGGGGCAGCGGGCUGGAUGAGGACGAGGAGGCUGAUGGGCUCUACGAGCCCGAAUCCAGCUGCGUGGAGAUCCCCGGGCUGUCCGAGGAAGAGGAGCCUGUCCCCAACCGCAAGAUCCAGUUCAGCACGGCCCCCAUCCAGGUCUUCAGCACUUACUCCAACGAGGACUACGACCGCCGCAAUGAAGACGUCGACCCCAUGGCCGCAUCGGCUGAGUACGAGCUGGAGAAGAGGGUGGAGCGCCUCGACCUCUUUCCUGUGGAGCUGGAGAAAGACUCCGAAGGGCUGGGGAUCAGCAUCAUCGGCAUGGGCGCGGGGGCCGACAUGGGCCUGGAGAAGCUGGGCAUCUUCGUCAAGACGGUGACGGAAGGGGGGGCGGCCCACCGGGAUGGCAGGAUCCAGGUGAAUGACCUGAUCGUGGAGGUGGAUGGCACCAGCCUGGUGGGGGUGACGCAGAGCUUCGCCGCCUCCGUGCUCAGGAACACCAAGGGCCGCGUCCGGUUCCUCAUCGGGCGGGAGAAGCCGGGCGAGCAGAGCGAGGUGGCGCAGCUGAUCCAGCAGACGCUGGAGCAGGAGCGGUGGCAGCGGGAGAUGAUAGAGCAGCGCUACACCCAAUACACCGAGGACGACGAGGAGACGGGGGAAUACGCCACGGACGAGGAGGAGGAGAUGAGCCCCAUGUUCCCCAGUGGCGAGAUGGCCAUCGAGGUGUUCGAGCUGGCCGAGAACGAGGACACGCUCUCGCCGGUGGAGAUGGACCCCGAGAAGCUGGUGCACAAGUUCAAGGAGCUCCAGAUCAAGCACGCCGUCACCGAGGCUGAGAUCCAGCAGCUGAAGAGGAAGCUGCAGUGCCUCGAGCAGGAGAAGGCUCGGUGGCGGGCCGAGAAGGCCCAGCUGGAGCAGAGCGUGGAGGAGAACAAGGAGCGCAUGGAGAAGCUGGAGGGGUACUGGAUGGAGGCGCAGAACCUGUGCCAGGCCGUGGACGAGCACCUCAAGGAGACGCAGGCCCAGUACCAGACCCUGGAGCGCAAGUACAGCAAGGCCAAGAGGCUCAUCAAGGAGUACCAGCAAAAGGAGAUCGAGUUCCUAAAGAAGGAGACGGCGCAGCGGCGGGUGCUGGAGGAGUCGGAGCUGGCCCACAAGGAGGAGAUGGAGAAGCUGCAGGAGAAGAUCUCCGAACUGGAGGCCAAGCUGCAGACUUUGAAAAAUUCCAACCCGACUUAACCACCCUCAAACCGCAGCGAUUUUUUUUUUUGGGGGGGGGGCCGGGGGCUUUGCCCCUCUCCCCCCAGCCCCGUCCCCUCCCUCCCCACCCCUUCCCCACUUGGGGGGGGGAGGUGAGACCCUGCCAAGGCCUCCUGGUGCCCCCCCAUCUCCCCUUGGGGUACAGACAGUAGGGGGGGGCCGACCAGGGGGAUUUUUUUGGGGGGGGUGCGGACAUCCCACGUUCGUAUCUGUUUCCAGUGUGAGUCUCGUGGUAACGUGAUGGACAGAUGGGGGGGGCAUGAUCCCCCCCCAGGCCUCCCCCUCCCCAGGCGCGCCCUUCUUUCGACGUGACCCCCCCUUGGACACAGAGCUGGCACCCUGGUUGGACAUUGGUGUGUGUGUGUGUGUGGGGGGGGCAAUCAGAAAUGCCCCCCCCCCCCCCCAAAUGUGAGCCAUACUGGAGAGCAAAGAGGGGGCACUCUGGAAGCUCCCCCCCCCCCCCCCCGACCCCAGCUCCUCCUCUUGGGACUCAGCUGGAGCGCCAGCGAGGCAGAGGGGGGGGGCGCUUGCCUUUGGUGCACGGCACUGUUGGGCCCCCCCACGGACUCAACCCAGCGUUCGGUGCUGGGACCCCUUGGCCCUUCGACAUGGGGGGGGAGGACACCCCCACUGCCCCCCCCAUCACCCCCCCAGUGCCACCACCGCGGGGACGCUCCCGGCCUUUGCCAAGCUCAGCCUUUGCCAACCUCUGCAGCGGGCAUGGUGGGGGGGGGGGGGCACAGCUGGGGGUGCCCCCCCAGCACCACCACCGACCUCCCCCAGCCCGGGGCUUUCGCCUUCCCUGGGCGGGGGGGGGCAAUGCCAGGAGGCGGGGAGCCCCCCCCCCCCAUUUGUAAAUACACCCCCCUCCCCCCCAUAAAUCACAGUAUUUCUCUGGGGCACCCCCCCACCGGCCAACCCCAGCCGGGUGCGCCCCCCCCCCCCCCCCUUUCUCAGCCCAUUUUUUUUUUUGUUUCUAUUUGCCCCCCCCUCGAAGUACUGAGUCUCCGACAGUAACUGGAUGUGGGGGCAACUGGGAGCCAGAGCUGGUUAUACUGGGAGGGGGAGGCGGGGGACACGACGGGGUGAUGGGGGGGGGGGGGGGUCCGACUGGAUUGGAGCCACUUUGGGGGGGGGGGGGGGGAGUAUUUAAAGGGGGGGGGGCGGGGAGCAGAGCCCCGGGGGGGUGCUGGGGUUAUUUAAUCUCACACGUAUACCUGUGGGUGUAUAUACUAUAUAUAUAUGUACGUAUGUAUGUACUGGUCCUCGUUUUGUAACGCAACGUCCUCGCAUCCCACCCCGCCGAUAAACGCACCUCAUUGUC
This is a messenger RNA of Cygnus olor (mute swan), 3990 nucleotides long. It is a transcript of the gene PPP1R9B, whose product is annotated as protein phosphatase 1 regulatory subunit 9B. NCBI's taxonomy places the organism in Eukaryota, Metazoa, Chordata, Aves, Anseriformes, Anatidae. Gene Ontology annotation, cellular component: dendrite; postsynaptic density; cytoplasm. Gene Ontology annotation, biological process: actin filament organization; calcium-mediated signaling; neuron projection development. The record is from RefSeq and is a predicted model, not a curated record. Gene Ontology annotation, molecular function: actin filament binding.